Messenger RNA from Aureobasidium pullulans EXF-150, 3441 nucleotides. Its product is annotated as carbamoyl-phosphate synthase large subunit. Gene Ontology annotation, biological process: L-citrulline biosynthetic process; 'de novo' pyrimidine nucleobase biosynthetic process; UTP biosynthetic process. Gene Ontology annotation, cellular component: cytosol; cytoplasm. Gene Ontology annotation, molecular function: dihydroorotase activity; ATP binding; aspartate carbamoyltransferase activity. Bases 1 to 3441 code for a protein of 1146 amino acids. The record is from RefSeq and is a predicted model, not a curated record. Lineage: Eukaryota; Fungi; Ascomycota; Dothideomycetes; Dothideales; Saccotheciaceae. The transcript has 5 exons.
AUGUCCGCCAGACUGGCUGCUCGUACUUUGACUACCCAGUCGAGCUUUGCUGCUAGCAACCCCCGCGCAGCCCGCGCACCCAAGAGAUCCACCAACCGCUUCUUGCAAGUCCGCAAUGCUACCAGCAACGCCCAGGUAGCCCCCAACUCAAAGGCUUACCUGGAGAGCGGAGCUAUCGCUGGCGGCCAGAACCUGAUUGACGUCAAGAAGGUCCUUGUCAUUGGUAGUGGUGGUCUCGCAAUUGGCCAAGCUGGAGAGUUCGAUUACUCUGGUUCGCAAGCACUCAAGGCCUUGAAGGAGGCUGGUAUUCACUCUGUGCUUAUCAACCCCAACAUCGCAACCAUCCAGACCUCUCACGUCCUUGCUGACGAGAUCUACUACCUCCCCGUUACCCCCGAGUAUGUCACUUACGUUAUCGAGAAGGAGCGCCCCGAUGGUAUCUUCCUUUCUUUCGGUGGUCAGACUGCCCUCAACUUGGGUGUCAAGAUGGACGAGAUGGGCAUCUUCGACCGUUACAACGUCAAGGUCUUGGGUACCAGCAUCCAGACCCUGAAGACCAGUGAGGACAGAGAUUUGUUCGCUCAGGCCCUCAAGGAGAUCAACAUUCCCAUCGCUGAGAGUAUUGCUGUCGGCACUAUUGAUGAGGCUCUUGAUGCCGCUGAGAAGGUCGGCUACCCCAUCAUCGUCCGUGCUGCCUACGCUCUUGGUGGUCUUGGUUCUGGUUUCGCCAACAACCCCGAGGAGCUCCGCAACUUGUCUGCCCGUUCCCUCACUCUCUCCCCUCAGAUUUUGGUCGAGAAAUCGCUCAAGGGCUGGAAGGAGGCCGAGUACGAGGUCGUUCGUGAUGCCUCGGACAACUGUAUCACCGUCUGCAACAUGGAGAACUUCGACCCUCUCGGUGUCCACACUGGUGACAGUAUCGUCGUUUCUCCCAGUCAAACUUUCAGUGACGAGGAGUAUCACAUGCUCCGUACUGCCGCCAUCAAGAUUGUUCGUCAUCUUGGUGUCGUUGGUGAAUGUAACGUCCAAUACGCUCUCCAGCCCGAUGGUCUCGACUACAGAGUCAUCGAGGUCAACGCCCGUCUCUCUCGUUCUUCUGCUCUCGCCUCUAAGGCUACCGGUUACCCCCUCGCCUACACUGCUGCCAAGAUUGGCCUCGGACACACUCUUCCUGAGCUGCCCAACGCUGUUACUAAGACUACCACUGCCAACUUCGAACCCUCUCUGGAUUACAUUGUCACCAAGAUUCCCCGCUGGGACUUGAGCAAGUUCCAGAACGUCAAGCGUGACAUCGGCAGUGCUAUGAAGUCUGUCGGUGAAGUCAUGGCUAUCGGUCGUACUUUCGAAGAAUCAUUCCAGAAGGCUAUUCGUCAGGUCGACCCCAAGUUCCUCGGUGUCCAGGGUGACAAGUUUGACGACCUGGAUGAUGUUUUGGCCAACCCCACCGACCGUAGAUGGUUGGCUGUUGGCCAGGCCAUGCUUCAUGAGGGCUACACUGUUGACCGCGUCCACGAACUCUCCAAGAUUGACAAAUGGUUCCUCUACAAGAUUCAGAACAUUGUUGACACCACUCACGAACUCGAAGCCAUUGGCAGCCUUUACGGUGUCAAGAAGGAGCUCAUGCACAAGGCCAAGAAGCAAGGUUUCUGUGACAAGCAGAUCGCCAAGGCUGUCAACAGCACCGAGGAUGAGGUCCGUGCUCGCAGAAAGAAUUUCGGCAUCACUCCCUUCGUCAAGAGAAUUGAUACACUCGCUGCGGAAUUUCCGGCUGAAACUAACUACCUCUAUACAACGUACAACGCAACCACACAUGAUGUCGACUUUAACGACCAUGGCGUUUUGGUUCUCGGAUCUGGUGUCUACCGUAUCGGUAGCUCCGUCGAGUUCGAUUGGUGCGCUGUCAACGCUACUCUCUCCCUCAAGGAGCAGGGCAAGAAGACUGUCAUGAUCAACUACAACCCUGAAACCUAUUCGACUGACUUCGAUGUUGCCGACAAGCUCUACUUCGAAGAACUUUCUUACGAACGUGUCAUGGAUAUCUACGAACUUGAAUCUGCCCAGGGUGUCGUCGUCUCUGUCGGAGGUCAACUCCCUCAGAACAUGGCCCUUAAGCUCCAGGAAAGCGGCAAGGCCAAGGUCCUCGGUACCGACCCCAAGGACAUCGACAAGGCUGAAGAUCGUCAACAAUUCUCUUCCAUUCUCGACUCUAUUGGUGUUGACCAGCCUGCCUGGAGUGAACUCACUUCCUACGCCGAGGCCCAGCAGUUCGCCAACUCCGUCGGUUACCCUGUUCUCGUCAGACCCUCUUACGUCCUUUCCGGUGCUGCCAUGACCGUCAUCCGCUCUGAAGGCGAGCUCCAGGAGAAGCUUAACGCUGCCGCUGAAGUCAGCCCCGAUCACCCCGUUGUUAUCACUCAAUUCAUUGAGGGUGCCCGCGAGAUCGAUGUCGAUGCCGUCGCUCACGACGGUAAGGUCCUUGUCCACGCUGUCAGUGAGCACAUUGAGAACGCCGGUGUCCACUCUGGUGAUGCUUCCCUGGUUCUCCCUCCCGUCAAGCUCCCCAAGGAGACCAUCGAGCGCUGCAAGGUCAUUGCCGACAAGGUCGCCAAGGCCUGGAAGAUCACCGGUCCCUUCAACAUGCAAAUCAUCAAUGCCGACUCUCCUAACGGUGGUGAAUCCUCUCUUAAGGUCAUUGAGUGCAACCUACGCGCUUCCCGUUCGUUCCCCUUCGUCUCCAAGGUUCUCGGUACCAACUUCAUUGAUGUCGCUACUCGUGCUCUCACUAGCACCAACGUCCCUGAGCCUGUUGACCUUAUGGAGAAGAACCGCGAUUACGUCGCUGUUAAGGUCCCUCAGUUCUCUUGGACUCGUCUUGCUGGCGCCGACCCUUACCUUGGUGUCGAGAUGUCUUCUACUGGUGAAAUGGCCUGCUUCGGUAAAGACCUUGUCGAGGCCUACUGGACUGCCGCUCAGUCUAUGAUGAACUUCCGCGUUCCCCAGCCCGGUGAGGGUCUUCUCUUCGGUGGAGAUAUCACCAACCCUGAUCUCGCAAAGAUUGUCGACUACGUCAACCCUCUAGGCUACAAACUCUUCGCCGCCAACGAGUCUGUCAAGCAGCACCUCGAGAACAACUCCAAGGAUGGAAGCGUCAAGGUUGAGGUUAUCGAGUUCCCCAAGGAGGACAAGCGUGCCCUCCGUGAGGUCUUCGAGAAGUACGACAUCCGUGGUGUCUUCAACUUGGCCAAGGUCCGUGCCAGCAGUCUCGUUGAUGAGGACUACGUUAUGCGCCGCAACGCUGUCGACUUCGGUGUCCCUCUGUUCAUGGAGACCAAGACUGCCGUUCUCUUCGCUCAGUGCAUGAGCGAGAAGCUUCCCAAGCCUGAGGGCAUUCCCUCCGAAGUCCGCCCCUGGGCUGACUUCGUCGGCGGCCGCGCUCUGUAA